AAAUUAGCCACGCACAUCUGGUGCGUUUUAGUAGGCCCCGUUAACCCGCGAGUCAACGCCGGCGACUCUUUCGAUCGUUCACACAGAAGUGGAUGCAAGUGCAUCCCCAAAUCACACCCUUGAACCCUAAAUUGAUUUGCAUUUCCCCACACUAAACCCGAUCCAUUCCCUGUAAUUUUCUCACAAAACACCUAGGAAUGAGUACUCCAUAUUUCUGAAUGGAAACCCUAACCCUACCCCCGGUCUGUUCAUCCCGAUCUUCCGAACCCGUCUUUCUGCAAAUCCAUUUCACCCUCUUCUUUUCCGGAGGAUGAUCCAUCAAUGCCCUGAAUCGUCUAUCGUUUUAUCACCACACUGUUUGUAUUUGUAAGCUCUUCCAAUUUCCCCCUUUUACGCUAACAGUAUUUUUCGUUUGCGUCACAUAAAAUUAGGGGGAAUUAACUGAAGUGUACUCAUACGAUGCUUGUAUUUUAGCAAUUUGUAAGUGUGUAGAUAUAUAGCAAUAUACUACUGGGGGUUGUAAUUAUUUGUAGAGUGUCAGUGUGUGUGCGAGUGUGUGUGUGUGUGUGUGCGCUGGGAAGAAAUGGGGAGCACGGAAGUAGAACCAGGAGUGAUUGAUUGUGGUGUUGGGAGUAUUGUUUGGGUUCGGAGGAGGAAUGGGUCAUGGUGGCCGGGUAAAAUUCUCCGGGCUGAUGAGCUUUCUGCUACUCAUGUGAUGUCUCCUCGAUCAGGAACUCCAGUAAAGCUUCUUGGGAGAGAAGAUGCCAGCGUGGAUUGGUAUAACUUGGAGAAGUCGAAGCGUGUGAAGGCUUUUAGAUGUGGAGAGUUUAGUGAUUGUAUUGAACGAGCUGAAGCUUCUCUAGGUAUGCCUCCCAAAAAAAGGGAGAAGUAUGCACGCCGUGAAGAUGCAAUACUUCAUGCUCUUGAACUUGAGAGGGAACUAGUAGUUAAAAAUCAUGGAAACAAAAGUUGUUCAUUGAAUACCAAGAUUAGUAAAACAUUCGUACAAUCUAAAAAUCAAGAUGGAGAACAGUUCCACUUGAAAUCCCAUCAAGCUUUCGAAAGAGAUGAUCCAACGCUCAAGGGUGGGAACAAAAUUGAUUUUUGCGGUGUAUAUAUAGCCCAAAUGCAAAACCAUCAAAUUAUGGACGACGAUCCCAGUGUACUUCAUAGGGUGAGAGGUUUGCAGAAUAAACAUCCUAUUUCUUCAAAUGGUGACCCCAAAGAUCCCUGUGAUAGCAAUUUUCUUAUUGAAGGGAGUCCCAGAAAUGAAGGCAUAGACAACGGAGAUAAAGAGAAUUUGUUAGCUGAGGAGGGAAUUCUUGUGGCGAAGCAUUACAAGCGCCGUCCUCUUGUUCAAGUAUUGCAGACUACUGAAAAGUUUCCAGUUUCUUCUUACCUCCAGCCUGAUGCGAGCUCUUCUUUUGUGUCUGUUUUUGAGGAAGGCCAAUAUGGAGUAGACCAUAUAAAAAAAGCAAGGUAUAUGUACCUAGCAGCAUCUGAAUCUGGAGAUAAUUUUGGUGGUAAGAAGAUUGAUCUCUCCUCUCUGACUCAUGAGAUAUCAACUGGUCAUCAGCAGGCAGUUUUAUGUGUAGAGAACACUUCUGUAUCUACACAAUACCCUGAAACUGAUUCUCCUGAGAAUGAUUCUCAAGAAUCAGUUACAGAUGAUGAUAUGGCUACACCCUCAGGAGGUGCCACUGAAUCUUUUGAAUUCCAACCUAAAUAUUUGGGAAGAUCUGAAGCACCACCAGGUAAACAUGGAAGCACACGAAGUCACGAACUUGAUGACAUUUCAGGAUCCGAUUCUCGUCGUUUACUUGAAGACAAGACUAUCACUGGCCUCAAUGCCGCUGUUCAGGUCUUGAAAUGGAAACUUAAAGGAAAAAGGAAUAAUCGGAAUCUUGUUAAGAGGUCUCUGGAUACAUUUGAUACGAAUCGUUUCAGAACAGCCUCUUACAUGACUAGUAGAUCUACCUCAUGUGGUGGUGGCGGUGAUGGAAGCAAAGAUACAUCAUUCUUAAAAAACUUAAAGGCACCAAUAAUUGAUCGGGACUUCAUUAAUGGGACAACAUUGGUAGAUGUGGAUUUGAAAAUGCAAGGAAGUCACCAUGGGCAGCGAGUGCCCAUGAUUUUGUUAAUGAGUAAGGUAAAUAGUGGAUUGGCAAUAGUUGGGCACCCCAUCCAAGUUGAAGCUCUUGAGGAGAGUGUGACUUUCGAAAGCUUCUCAGGCGCAUCUGAUGUUUCUCCUGAAUCACUUCAACCUGUAUGGAGGACUGCUCGAAGGACAUCCAGUACUCGAGUUCCACGGCCUCAUUUUUUAAUAUCAUCAGGGUUGGAUGGUGCUGAAAAUGCCAAACCACCUCUAACCAGUCCGUCAAAUUGUUUUGGACAAAAAAAGAGCCUGACAAGGAAGAACAUUCCUCACCUUGCUCCUGUAGCAAAGAUAUUCUCUAGAAAGGCACGUAAAAGAAUCAGCUUGUCUUCUUCUAAUCAUCAGAAGAAGAUAAAAACUCUUUCAUCCCUUUCUUCCACACAGAAGCAGAGCAGCACUGAUCCGAAACAUAUAUUUCAAGAGGAUGGGCUAAUGAGACCAGAUAACGUGUCCACUAUUGUUGCUUGUAUUCCAGUGAAGCUAGUAUUCAGUCGCUUAAAUGAGGAGUUUGUGGGUCGGUCCAAAUAAGGACACUGCCCGCCAUAAAGUCAAGAUACUAAUAAUUGCAGUAGCUGUAACUAUUGUUACCAAUGAGCAAUAAUAUAUAUAUAUAUAUAUAACUGAUUAUAAUGCACCACCAUUCAUCUAUUUCUGGGUGUUUUUAAUCCAGGUAGUGUGUGAUGUGUAAUUUGUGCUUAUCAUUUGUGAACAGUUUGAGAGCCAGCUGUUGCUGCUAGGUUCGAAGAACAUAUACAGGAACUUUGCAUGGAUUAUUAUUCGCUCACAUGUACAUGGAUGAGUUUGUAGUUCUGUUGUUGUAUUGUCUACAGUUAUGAACACGAUACAUUAUUAGGUAGUUGUACUUAAGACCUAUAGAUAAAUGUAGAGGUGAUUUGUAUUUCAGAUAAAUCUACUGUGUAGACAGACUGCUUUUGCUUGAACUUGAUCUGAAUCCUAUCUUGUGUAGUUGACUUUCUUCAGCAGGUCUUGC
This is a messenger RNA of Cuscuta europaea, 3146 nucleotides long. The record is from the annotation of a GenBank genome assembly. NCBI's taxonomy places the organism in Eukaryota, Viridiplantae, Streptophyta, Magnoliopsida, Solanales, Convolvulaceae.